This is a messenger RNA of Zalophus californianus (California sea lion), 1012 nucleotides long. RefSeq names its product host cell factor C1 regulator 1 (gene HCFC1R1). The record is from RefSeq and is a predicted model, not a curated record. The transcript is spliced from 4 exons. Lineage: Eukaryota; Metazoa; Chordata; Mammalia; Carnivora; Otariidae. Bases 360 to 776 code for a protein of 138 amino acids.
GUCUGGACGUGCCCGCGAGGGUUCCUCUUUGGGGCACCGCACAGCCCCAACACCGCCAGCCGGCCCGGCGCGAAGGCGGCCGCCGAGUAUUAUCCAGAGUCUCAGGAUCCCAGGUGACCGCCGCGAAGAUCGCCAACAAGAAGGAGCGCCCACCGCAGCCCCGCUACGCCAGAUCCCCUCCCCCACCUCGCCGAGCCCACCGGCCUUCUAGCCCCGCGUCGCUCGUUUUCCGCGCCUGCGCAGAACCUCUCCGCCGCGCGCGCGCGCCUAAAGCCACGCCCCUCCCGCUGGACCACGCCUUCUGAGGCUCCGCCCUCUCGGCCGGAUCCCACCCUCUGCCUGCAGGACCCCGAACCCAAAUGAUCCUGCAGCAGCCCCUGGAACGAGGGCCCCCAGGUCGGGCCCAGCGCGACCCACGGGCCGCGUCAGGGACGCCCCGAGCCCAGGACGUGAGCUCCCCUCUCCGAGGAGCUGUGCCCAUGAGCACCAAGCGGCGCCUGGAGGAGGAGCAGGAGCCCUUGCGAAAACAGUUCCUUUCUGAAGAGAACAUGGCCACCCACUUCUCUCGACUCAGCCUGCACAAUGACCACCCUUACUGCAGCCCCCCCAUGGCUUUCCCCCCAUCUCUGCCCCCACUCAGGAGCCCUUGCUCUGAGCUGCUUCUCUGGCGCUACCCUGGGAACCUGAUCCCUGAGGCCCUCCGGCUGCUGAGGCUAGGGGACACCCCCACCCCCCACUACCCUGCAACCCAAGCUGGAGAGAUAAUGGAGCUCUGAGUGCUGGUGGGCAGUAUCUCUGCCCACCUUCGUUCUUCCCCACAACAGAGAAGACCAGCAUCCCCACUGAGGGACCAGCUGUCCUGAAUAUUCUCCAGACUAGGCCUCUGGGUCCCAGGACCUACCCUCAACAGAGGAGGACACUGAAUCCCACAGAGCCCUGGGGUGGGAGGGACAGGAGCAUGGGAAGGGAGGCAUUCCCCCCAGAACUGAAUAAAGAUUGCUGAGCAAAUGAA